Messenger RNA from Brassica rapa (field mustard), 9970 nucleotides. RefSeq lists its product as uncharacterized. The record is from RefSeq and is a predicted model, not a curated record. Lineage: Eukaryota; Viridiplantae; Streptophyta; Magnoliopsida; Brassicales; Brassicaceae.
UUGCGAGCAUCGCCUCAUGAGCUUUCUUAUACUCCGCCAAGACCUCAUCACCUCUAGAACCCGACAUCACGCCUGAAACACAGAACCAACCUGGCUUGAAUUCGUAGAAGGAAAACAGGAGAAACUAAGAUAGAAAAGCUUACCUCUAAUGCUACACCGAUCUAGCGCUUCAUCGCUUACAAGGAAAGAGACUUCGCGGCGUUCAAGGGGAAGCUCCAACAGCUGCUCGACCGUAUCCCUUCCUGAAGGAUAAUCCGAGCGAGAUAUGACUGCAUAAGAAAACAAAAGACAUCAGCAUCAGACAGUUAAAGAAAGUCGUGGCAGUUUCUAUGACCCACCAGUUGCACACCAAGUGGGAGGGAAUCCAGGAAAAGGCAUAAAAGCAAACAUCAGAGUUCCAACACCGUCAUCUCCAGAAGAUAAGAGAAACCACUACUAGACUCCAGUCAAACACGAAGGAACCGAUCCUCACCUGGGUUCAGAAUGAGUUCCGGCUUGAGUGGAACCCAGGAUAGCAAGAUCAAUGGAACGGGGUCCUGCCUAAGGGGAGCCUGCUGAGAAUGAGCAACCCCGGUUGACUUGAGUGCACAGGUUAUUCCCCGACUUCGAUGACAAAAUCGAGAAAUAAGAGGCAAACUGUUGGGGAAAAAUAUCCCGGUAUCAUUUCCUCCAGCCACUAGCAGGACCCAGAUCCCGCUAGAAGGAACCCUGAGUUCGGUCCCUGGAACCGAGCUCCCUUCCAAGAAAUGGAAAACUUCCGAUAAGAAGAACCUUCCAUAUUUCUGAAUAUAGAAGAGUUUAAACUAAUGGAACCGACUCCUAGACGACUAUAUAAGAGCUACUAAAGCCCUAAAGCAAGAGAUCGACUUCGCCAAGGCUUAGAGACUAGAAUUAGAGAGCUAGAACUAGGGUUUAUCGAAUCUUCUUUGUAACCGCCCUUGUUCUUGUUUUGCCUGAUCAAUAAUACGUCUCUUCAAGCCUGUCUCUUUAUCAUUCUCUUUAAAUCCUCACGAAAUACACACAAAUUCACCCGGUUUACCAGCCUAUCCAUCGUUCCUUAGUACUCACAAAGAGCCUACACAAAAAUCCCCAAACAAAGAAUAUGAGUUUGCUUCAAGAACUGGCGCAGAGUCGAGAGCCGAUUGUGGCUCAGGAGGAUCGUCAGAAGCAGAGCAAGUUAGUUGAAGAACUUGUUGAUGUAAAAGAGACGAAUAAGUCACUACAAGAAAAAGAGGUUUUUAUAGCGGAGUAGGAUAGCGUUUUUUUCGUUUCUGCUAUGGUUAAUAUGUAAGUGGGUUUUAUAUAGCGGUUAUAAAAUUGUAAACGCUAUCUUUAGUUGGGCCGAAUUUUAAUAGUCAUUUUACAUAGCACUUUAGUGCGGAAGCGCUAUGAAUAAGUUAGGCGGACAAAAUUUUCAUUUGCCCGGGCUUACCAAUUUCACUUAAUUCAUUUUUUUUUCGGUUCUUCCCUCUCUCUAUCUCCCCUGAGUUCUCAUCUCCCCUCUAUCUCUUCGUCUCAAUUAUUUUCCCGAUUGGUCUGACUCUAAAAAAUUAAUCUCUUCUAAUAACACAUUAAUCUCCUAUUUCUAUCUCGUCGUAAUGGUUUUCCAGAAUCUCUAAAACCCAACAACUGUUCUUCGAUUCUGAAUCGUAGGUACAAUCUCGUCUAAUAUUUGUAUUUUUUUUUUGUUUCUGAUAAACCAAUCGUUUAUUCCUAUUUAACUGGUGGCUGAUUUAGGGUUGCAUGUCCAAUUGAUUCGGUCUUUUACUCUUUUGCAGGGAGCUUUAGAUUCAGAUCUUCCAAGAAAGGUAUCUGUCGUGUAUUUUUCUAGGUUUGGCUUUAGCUUUUGAUUUUGUUUCAAUUGAAUUAUAUCAUUUCUUUUAUUUUCCAGGUCGUUUAAAUCAAAAUAGAAGACAUUUUUAUCAGUGUUUUUAUAUACAUUUGGUCGGAGCUGUUGUGCGAUGGAUAAAGCUUGGGUCUGGUUACCAAGGUAUAAAUGUUACUGUGUUUUGCUUAUCUUUUUUUUUAUUUCAUUUACGAAAUUGUGCUUCUUAAUUAAUUUUCAUUUGUGUGCAUCUGACAGGAAUAGUCUCGAGUAUGAGCAAGGUGCAACUGAGUUUGUUUUUUCGUCAUCAAGACAAUUGGGUGAUCUAGUUGAAAUGUUCUGCCCUUGCGUUGAUUGCCGCAAUGUCUGCCAUCAAUCAAGAGAGACAGUUUUUGAGCAUCUCGUCAUCAGAGGGAUGGAUCAGAAGUACAAGAGAUGUAAAUAUUGGAGUAAGCACGGGGAUAUAAGGCCAGAUAAGACAGCUGAUGUUCAGACGUCUGAAAAUGAGGCUUAUGAGUUGAUGAGGACAGCUUUUAUAGCGAGCGAUGGCAAGACACCAUUUGAGAAGCAGAAUUCAGAGGAUUUUGAUGGUAUUGAGAGGCCAGAAGAGGACGAGUUUAGGAAGAAGUUAGAUGAUGCCGAGACUCCACUGUACCCGACAUGUCAGAAAUACACCAAGGUUGCUGCUAUCAUGGGUCUUUACCGUAUAAAAGUCAAGAGUGGGAUGUCAGAGAGCUAUUUCGACCAGCUAAUGACAUUAGUUCAUGACAUGCUACCUCCAGAUAAUGUUCUGCCUAAGUCUACGGCUGAGAUGAAGAAGUUCUUAAAGGUGUUUGGUUUUGGUUAUGAUGUCAUCCACGCCUGCAAAAAUGAUUGUAUCCUUUAUAGGAAACAGUAUGCGGAGUUAGUUUGCUGUCCAAGAUGUAGUGAAUCAAGAUGGGAAAGAGAUAAGCACACUGGUGAGGAGAAGAAAGGAGUUCCAUGUAAGGUGCUUAGGUAUUUUCCCAUAAAAGAGAGAUUCAAGAGGAUGUUUAGAUCGAAACGGUUGGCUGAGGAUUUGUGUUGGCACUUCAACAAUGCAACUGAAGAUGGAUCUAUGCGGCAUCCUGUGGAUUCUUUGACUUGGGUUCAGGCAAACGAUAAGUGGCCGGAAUUUGCUGCUGAAGCAAGAAACCUGAGACUAGGUCUUUCUACUGACGGGAUGAAUCCAUUCUCGAUCCAAAACACCAAGUACAGCACGUGGCCGGUUCUCCUUGUUAACUACAAUAUGGCGCCAACUCAGUGCAUGAAAGCGGAGAACAUUAUGUUGACGAUGUUGAUACCUGGACCAACAGCACCUAGCAACAACAUUGACGUGUAUCUACAGCCCCUGAUAGAGGACCUCAAGGACUUGUGGACCGAAGGUAUUGAAGUUUAUGAUGCCUUUAAGAAGGAGAGUUUUAAUUUAAGAGCUAUGCUGCUGUGGAGUAUCACAGACUACCCAGCUUUAGGGACAUUAGCUGGAUGCAAAGUUAAGGGGAAGCAAGCGUGUAUUGUAUGUGGGAAGGAGACACCGCAUAGAUGGCUUAAGUUUAGUAGGAAACAUGUAUAUAUGGGCAACAGGAAGCGACUGAUGCCUGGUCAUCCCUACAGACGUAGAAAGGGUUGGUUUGACAACACAGUGGAGUCUGGUGUUUCAAAGAGGAUUCAGAGUGGGAAAGAAAUAUUUGACAGCCUUAGAGGAUUUAGAAAUGAUUUUGGAAGACCAUUAGCUAAAAAGGGGAAGCGUAAAAGGGCUGAAGCAGAAGAUGACGAUGAUGAAGCUGCAACAGCUGAAGAAAUCGAAGAAGAUGAUGAUUUAUGGAGGUGGAAAAAAAAGUCUAUCUUCUUUGACUUACCAUAUUGGAAGGAAAUGCCUGUCAGGCAUAACAUAGAUGUUAUGCACGUCGAGAAGAACGUCUCAGACGCACUACUAUCUAUUAUUAUGAAUAAUGCAAAAUCAAAGGAUGGGUUGAAAGCAAGAAAAGAUUUAGAAGACAUGGGAAUCAGGAGCAACUUACAUCCAGAGAAGCGUGGGAAGAGAACUUAUUUGCCUCCAGCUGCAUUCUGGCUUUCCAAGGAAGAGAAAAAAAAAUUCUGUAGACGGCUAUCCAAGUUUAGAGGCCCCGAUGGAUAUUGUGCAAAUAUAUCCAAUUGUGUCUCGUUGGAUCCUCCCAAUAUCGGCAGCAUGAAGUCACAUGACCAUCACGUUCUUUUGCAGAACCUUUUUCCUGUGGCAUUGAGAGGUUUAUUGCCUAAAGGACCUCGGAUAGCUGUCAAUCGUAUCUGCAACUACUUCAACAGACUUUGCCAACGAGUUAUUGAUCCAGAGAAGCUACUGACUCUAGAAUCUGAGAUUGUAGAAACAAUGUGCCAGUUGGAGAGAUUUUUUCCACCAUCACUCUUCGACAUUAUGUUUCACCUUCCUCUCCAUCUAGCUAAAGAAGCACGCUUGGGUGGCCCUGUGCACUUCAGAUGGAUGUAUCCGUUCGAGAGAUAUAUGAAGACUCUAAAAGCUUAUGUCAAGAAUUUUGCACGACCCGAAGCUUGUAUGGCUGAGGGAUAUUUGUCUAGUGAAUGCAUUGCGUUUUGUAUGGAGUUCCUUCGAAAAUCUGUUCCAGUCCAAGAAGCAAUUAAUAGAAAUGAAGAUAUUGAGGCAAUUCAGAAUGUCCUUGAAGGAAGACCAUUACAGAAAGCUACAGAAGUAACCCUCACAGAAACAACAAAAGACGCUUUAUGGGAAGAGAUUCAGGGGAGGUUCAACUUGACAGAGGAAUGGCAAAAAGAUGCAGUCUUUAAGCAGAUGGGUUGCUUGUGGAGGGCCUCGAAAUCUAGGCUGACUUCUAUAGUCCGUUCUAUUAAAAACAAGGCUCAGAUACAGAAAAUGAAGCCUAGCAACAUCCAAUCUUCUUCUGCUUGGAACAGUUGGGUGAAAGCUAGGUGCACCAAAGAUUUUAAGGUACAAAGUGAUAAAUACAGGAGACUUAGGAAGAUUCAAAUUCCGCACACAACAAGCCGAAAAGGCAUGAGUCGCCUAGCUCAUGAGAUGAAAAGAAACAGCGAUGAUCCUAAGAAAGUUACUAGAACUAAGGUUUGGGUAGCAGGACAUACGUAUUCAGAUGGGAGACCCGUGAAUGAAGCACACGCUGAAACUAUUGAAAAGAUUAAGACAAUUGACAGUGAAAUAGAUUCUAACUCCUCGGAUAACAUUGGUGAAGAUGCUGUGAGUCAAGUUCUCGGAAAAGAGAGACCAGGAAGAGUUAGGGGGAUGGGCAGAGGAGCCACUAUUACGAAGAUGGCUUACUUACAAGCUAGAGACAAACAUGUCCAGAAGCUUGAAGCUACUCAAGCGGAAUUAAUUACCAAGCUUGAAAAGUUGCAAAAUGUUGUUAUUGACUUAGCUGGCAAAAAGACACAUAAAGAUGAUGUUUCUAGUUCUGAAAGAAGCGAUGGUAGCAAGAGAGGAAUAAGGUGCCAGAUACUGGAUUGGAUUUCGACUGAUGAUGUGGUUGUAGGUGAAGGAGAAUACUACUCAAGUGAACCCACAUAUAAGAUUGGUCGAAUUCCUCUGGGUCCUAAUGCGGCCGCUGUAAUUGUCAACUCUGUAGCAGUCGAAGAUGCAUGUGUCUGGAGACCAACUACAAGUAUUGGAACACUUGCUGAAGCUGUAGGAGUUAAAAUUGCAUGGCCAUCCGACAAGUUAAUAUUGGACGAUGUUAUUGACUUCUCAAAACAUGCUAACACUGUCGGGUCAGAGACUAUGGAUGCAUCAGUAGGAAGGGUACAAAUAUUUGAUUAUUGGAAUGUAGAAGAUGAGUUGAUUGCUGAGGGUGUACUGGUGUCAACUGAACCUAACCAAUUGGUGAACGAUAUUCCGCUUGGACCGAAUGCUGCAGUUAUAAAAGUUGAAGUAGUUGUUAAAGAUUCUGCUUUCUUAUGGAGACCAGCGCCUGGAAUGUCAAACAUGGGUGAUGCACUACAUCAGAUCAUUGCUUGGCCAAUUGAUAGGGCACGACUAUCUGAUACAACUGCUGAAUCAACCAAGAAACCUAACGUGAGUACUAGUAACAGCACUGGUAGUAGCAACAAAGUUGGUAGACAGAAGUGUGCUCUCUUGGACUGUCAUAACUCUGGACAGACAGUAGCUUGGGGUCGUGUGUUUUCAACAGAUCCAGCAGACAAGGUUCAUUUCAUCCCUUUAGGUCCCAAUGCUUCUAAGGUCAUGGUAGAGGUUUCCAAGAUGGAUGAUGCACGAGUGUGGAGACCAAACUCUGAAAUUGAAGUCAUAGGUGAUGCAGUAGGGAGCACAGUGGCGUGGCCUACUGAUAAGGUUGUUUUCAUAUGAGUGAUGAGUUGUGAAAUUGAGAACUUUCAAUUGUCUUAGUACUUUGUCAUGUAAUGUUGAACUUAAAAAUGAGUGUAUCUUUAUUAUAAUAAAAUUUCUAUUUCUAAAUCUGAAAUUUAUGUUUCUAAAAAUAGUUAAAAAUAUUUGUAUAUAUAUAAAAUAUAUAUAAUUAUAAAUAACGAAACGAAGCUAAUUUAAAAGAGUAUAGAAACAGUAGCACUUAUAUAACUGCUAUGGUAAUAUUAACUAUGGCUUUUUAAAACCGCUAUUAAAUAAUAUUUGAUCGCGUUAAUAAAGCGCUAUUAUAUAAUAUAUAAUAGCAUUAAUAACCCGCUAUUGUAUAUCGGAAUACGAUAGCAGCGCGAAAAAGCGCUAUCUAAAGUCUUCGACCUAUUAUAACGGGCGAUGACAUAGCGCUUGCAAUAUCGCUAUGGUAUCUAUAGAUAGCGGUUUUCAGCCGCUAAGAAAACCCUUUUUUCUUGUAGUGAGUCUCUGGUUCAGGAGGUUAGCAAACUUAGGAUAGUUGCUACAGGUGAAAAGGAGAGAGCAAGGAUGCUGGAACGUGAUUUGGCUAAGAAUCACAAGCAGAUCAGGAUGCUCAAUGGUGGAUCCAAGAGAGUGGAUCAUAUACUCUUGAUGGUACAACCAGCCAAGGUGAAUUGGGGUGUGGGAUAUCGAAGAGCUAAAGAUAUUGGCGAAGUACAUCAGAAGGGACUGUCACAUUUCGUGCGGAGAAGCGCAUCAAAAAGUAAGGGCAAGGAAGUCCGUCAGGACGUACAACAAGAAGUUCGACACAAAGUACUACAACGUGGAGCUGUGAGUAAUAAGCCAAAGGCGGUACAUCAAUGCAACAACAUCAAGGUUAGACAGGUGGCUCUGAAGGAUGGUUGUGCUUGUAGUACACAAAAGAAGACUGACAUGUGUAUCAGGAACUGUGUCAGGCGGAACAAGAAAAAACAUAAGGUGUGUUGUUAGUUUUGUGGGAAGGUCAGACACAAGAAAGUAGACUGUUUAGCUCGUGAGAAAAGAAGAAACAGUGCCCAGAAGAUGAACAAGACGUUCAUUAAGCCCAUGAAAGUUGAAAAGGUGUGUAUAGCUAAGUGUGGCUUAUUUGAUGAGAUCAAGGAAAAUAUACCAAAAGGAGGAUGCAGCACUGUCAGUGUUGAUCUUGACGUAGAUCAAGGAGCAUCAGACUUGGAACCAGGACAAGGAGUUGUUCGUGGUGCAAAGGGUAAAGAGAUCAAAGUGCAUCAGAAAGUGAUGCAAGGUGAUUUUCUGGAGAGUGAUGCGGGAAUGACGACACAUGGUUUGAGCCAGUGAGGAGGGGGUUGAAGGAUAUGUUGGUCGAGAUUCGAAAAUAGCAGGGUGUCGAUGAGGAAUUGACAAGACUCUCGAAGCUGAUUAUUAUAGAGGAAAGGUAAAAAUCCCUUGGAGUUCUUAUUGUCGUUCUGAGUCAGAGGCUGACGUAGCCGGCGAUAGAGAGACAAUAGCUGAAUAGCUUAGGAAUAUUUCAGUAGCGAUUGUUAGUGUGUUAACAAGUCGUAUAAAACUGAUUAAGUAAGUCUUGUAAAAAUUGUUUAUAGUGAUUUCUAAUAUAGCAAAAGGUGUUUGCUGAAUAUCCAUUUUCUUUUGAUUUAUCUUCAGCCAUAAUAUAUUGUGUUGCAUCUUGCACUUACACGCAGGACCCGCCCCGUUAAACUCGUCGCGGGAAGAAUGCAGAUCGUAUAAUUUGAAAAUUUUGAAUUGUGGAUGUGGACAUGGGUUGAAUCUAUUUAAUACGGGUCGGUCGGAAUUGACUCGUGCAUACCCGCCAACCCGUAAUUUUUUUUUAAAAUAUUGUUUGUCUAAAAGAUUCAUUUAAAAGUUUUUUCUCUAAAAAGAUUUUUUCUUAAAAAUUAUUUUAUUUAAAAAUAAAUAAAAAUUACGAAUAUGUACAAAAAAUGAAUUAUAGAUAUAAAAUUUAUAUAACUUUUAUUUUUUAAAAUAUAUAAAAAUUAUCUUUAUUAUUAUUAAUAUUAUCCGCGGAUCCCGCAGAUCACUCAAAAAUUAAGCGAGGCGGGUGUAGGUCUAGUAUUUUUCUUAGUGGAUCAAAUUUUUGAUUCAAAAAAUUACUCAACUCGCGGGUUGCAGGUCAAGCGGGGCAGGUUUGACCCGCAACCCACUUUUUGCACAUCCCUAAAGCCGACAUUGUAGUAAACCUAAAAACUCAUGAUUUCACUAAGAAUCUGGUUAAGUUGAAGUUGAUCUUAUCAAAAAACUUCCACUAGUGGUUGAAAUAUUUAUUUAUUUUAAUUAUAAAAAGAUAUCAUGGCCCCACAAAAAUGGUCUAGACUAGUCGUGUUACCAUAUAUCGGUCCUUUAUUUCUGACGAUGUCGAAAUAUUAAUUUUCUAAUGGCCGGAAUUUGAAUCUUGGUGGCUUCACUAUAUUAGGCUUUUACCUUCAAAUUAAUCACCACCAGACCACAAAUUCUGGUUGUGGUUGAAAUAUUUCGUCAAAGUGGAGAAUUUGUUUUUGUUUUAUUUAUUAAUUUUGAAGUAUCUAGAACAUAUAGCCUAGACUAAUUUUCAAAAAGAGGUACAGUUAUGGAUAAACCUUCUCUAAGUGGAGAUUUGUUGAAGUCUUAUUGGUUGACUAUCCUAGCUCCCUUCAUCGUGCUUGCAUAGCAAAGAGUUAGACCACAUCGCCAAAAUAUGUGUGCAGCUUCCCUCCUCACGAAGCUGCAAAGACAAAAUGUCGAUAAGGGAAAAACUAAACCACUUCUUGGUCACUAAAUUGCACGAAAGAACAGAAAUUUAACUCCAACAGUUUUGCAGUUAAUUAGAAUAGCCAGCCCACACAAGAUUGAAUUGAUUGCCAAAAAAAAUAAUAUAUAUUCUAUUAAAGGAGAAUCAUUCUGAAAAAAUCUAGUUAUACAAGAUUACUCCACCCUUUCAUUUAAGUAGCAAUUAUUUGGUCUUACCAUCUAUUAGCCCAAUAACAAAAUAUAACCGUAUGUUUAGCUAACUAUAUUUAUUACGCCUUAUCUAAACCAGUAAUAUAACAACUUUAUAUUUGACAGACCAAAACAUGUUCUACACGAUAAUAUAGAACACAAUACAUGUUAUACAGAAGAUACUAUACACUAUAUAGUUUAUUCAUUGAGUCUUGCUCAUGUUCAUGACAGUUAUAUGUAGAAUAUUAAUCAUAUCACAUGUAUUCCUCUCUUAGACCCAAACGCCAAAUGUCAAUACUCUCAUUCAAUUGAAAGAUCAGAUCAUACCCUAACCUCGAUGAAACAACACAUUCAUUCUCAAUCUGCCGAAAUGAUUCAGAGCAUAACCUUACAUAUACUGUUUCAUUUUGAAUAAAACUUAUCUGGUAAAAUACUGUAUCAUUUUGAAUAAAUCUAAUAUGGCAAAAUAUUAGUGCUUAAAUCGUUAUAUACCAAGUCUCUUCUUUGAGAGGGUUCUUAGUUCGUUCUUUAUUAAUUCAUUCUUGUCUAUCAAAGUUAAAUUCUGUUUUUAAGAAAUCGGAUCAAGUUUAUAAUAACCAUGUUAUCAUAACUAUAUAUUGUUAUAAUAUUUUCAAAUUUAGUAUUAACGACCAUAAGUUAUUAAUUUGCUAGCAUAAAUUUCUCUAACCUACUUUAACUGAAUAGAUUUUCGAAACAAUCUGUUCGAUACAAUUUUAAAUACAUAAAACCGGAAUCUUAGAAUACUUGAUCUACAAGUUUCGUAUUAACUACAAUACAUGAUAAUUUUCCGUGCAAAAAAAUUAUGUUACGUACUUUAACUGGAUAAA